CUCUCUCUCUCUCCCCCCUCUCUCCCCCCUCUCUCUCUCUCUUCACUAUAUGUUACAUUUCCAACCCUCUCCUCUUCGCUUUACGCAAGCGGACGUCCACGGCGCGGCGACACAAGUGCGCACUAGAGGCGAGAGCGAAAGCGAGAGGCUCGGCAGGCGGACGGACGGACGGACGGACGGCAGCGGCGGUAGUGGCGGCAGUGGCGGCGGCGGGUACCGGGAGAGACGCGGCGGAGGCAUCGGCGUGUCUUUGUUGGAAAAACGGGAGGUUGGAGACUUGGACGGUGGAUUUGUUUAUUCUCACGGAUUUUUGGAUCGGGGUGCUAGGAUAACUUCGCAUGGGACAAAACCCGCCUUCUUUCAUGUCAUCCACCUAUUUGUUUCACCCGGCGUGUUGACGCCAGUGGAAAAAAAAAAAAAAAAAAAAAAAGGAGAGAAACGGAGGCUGGUGGAUGAGCGCAACUGACAGAUAGAGCGACGUGAAUAUCCACGCGUUUCCGUCCACGAGCUCUACAGGAUAGAUACGAGAGAAAUUAAAUAAAUAAAUAAAUAAAUAAAUAAUAAAAUUGUAAUUCCAGGAGAUUACACAUGAUCCACGCAGACAGCAACGUGGGUCGGUUAUAAACGGAGACCAGGAGAUAUUCGAUUGGAGAUUUUUUUUUUUUUUUUUUGCACCGCAGGGCAAUGUGUUAUUGACGAUCUGCACAGCGUGGAAAGCAUGCACGGACACACAACUUUGUGACACACAGAUGCGUGGAUAUCUUGUGUAAAAAAAAAAAAAAAAAAAAAAAAAAAGUGCGCGCUGUUAAUUCUUCAAUAGAGCUCUAUUUACCUAUGAGGCAUAUGCAUGUGUGUGUGUGUGUGCAUGUGUGUGUGUGUGCAUGCAUAUGUGUGUGUGUGUGUUGCAGUUUCUAUUGAUGUCAGUUAUUUAAAAUAUUAGAAGAAAAAACUAAAACAGAUGAUUGGUAAAUGUAUUUGUAGGCAGGUCUUUGUCUAAUGCGGAUCCCACUGAUAGGCAGAUAGACGCGGAUCUGGUCUCAGUCUGAUCCAAGUGUCACUGGGGGGUGUGUGUGUGUUUAGAUCUGGUAUAUCUACUGUUUACUUAUGUGUCAAAGCAGCAGAGGACAGUAGAGAGAGAGGACACUGUCAAAAACACUGCGGACUCUCUGUGAAUUUACUCCAAAAUAGACCUCUAGAAAAAGUUUCCAUGGUGUUCCGGAAGUUGCCCGGUGUCUCAGCAUCGGGCAUGGGUCUGCGCCUGUCCCAGAAAUUCGUCUUUUUGCUUUUUCUCUCCGGUUUGGUCACAUUAUGUUUUGGGGCUCUUUUUUUCUUACCAGACUCGGUCCGAAUAAAGCGCAUUUUUUUGUUCAAGACCGAGACCCAGCCGGUUACAGUAGGAUCCGGCUCCGAGAAUGACGCAAGGGAACACUUGAAAAGACCCAAAGAAGGGGUGAGCUCUGCCAAAGGGGAGACCAGUACCAAGUUGAAACCCCUGAGCCGCAGACCCUCCGUGUCUCAUGAGGGGACCGAGGAAAGGCUGGCAGGAGGAAAGGCGCAAGAGGAUCUGACCCUAGCCAGGUCCAGAACCGAGUCCGCCACCUCUUCGGACCAGGGUGCGCAAUCGGAUACUUUCACUUAUAAGAAGUUCAAGAGGUGUCUGCUUAAAGCGCCCCUGGGGAGGGAUAACGGCAAACCCAGCGACCCCCAGACCAACGAGCGGAGGGAGAAAGUCAAAGAGAUGAUGAAGUUUGCCUGGGACAACUACAAACGCUACGCCUGGGGCAAGAACGAGCUGCGGCCUUUGACGAGGAACGGCCAUAUUGGCAACAUGUUUGGUGGUCUGAGGGGAGCGUCUAUCAUCGACUCUCUGGAUACACUGUACGUCAUGGGACUGAUGGAUGAAUACAACGAAGCCAAGGAGUGGGUGCAAACCAGCCUGGACCUAAACUCGAACGGCGAGGCAUCACUCUUUGAGGUGAACAUCCGUUAUGUCGGAGGGCUGCUGUCGGCGUACUACCUGACAGGAGAGGAGUUGUUCAAGAAUAAAGUAGUGGAACUGGGAGAGAAGCUGCUGCCGGCUUUCAACACGCCGACGGGGAUCCCCCGAGGAGUCAUCAACCUGGGGAGCAGUGGGACCAGUUGGAGCUGGGGCUGGGCCUCAGCUGGGAGCAGCAUCCUGGCUGAGUUUGGGACCCUGCAUCUGGAGUUUGUCCAUCUGACCCAGCUCUCCAACAACCCCAUCUACACCGAGAAGGUGAUGAACAUCAGGAAACUGCUGAACAAGAUUGAGAAACCUCACGGCCUAUAUCCAAACUUCCUCAGUCCAGUCAGCGGGAACUGGGUCCAACAUCACGUUUCCAUCGGUGGCCUCGGGGAUAGUUUCUACGAGUAUCUGAUCAAAUCCUAUCUGAUGUCAGACAAGACGGACGAAGACGCCAAGACGACGUACUACAAUGCGCUCGAGGCUAUCGAGGCUAACCUGGUCCAGAAGUCCCCCGGAGGCCUCACCUACAUGGCCGAGUGGAGGGGCGGGAUCCUGGAUCACAAGAUGGGCCACCUGGCCUGCUUCUCUGGGGGGAUGAUUGGCAUCGGAGCUGACGAUGGAGCUCCUGAGAAGAGGCAGCACUACCUGGACCUGGCUGCUGAAAUCACACACACAUGCCACGAGAGCUACACACGUUCAGCCACCAAACUGGGACCCGAAGCGUUCAGAUUCGACAGCGGAGCCGAAGCCACGGCGACCAGACUGAGCGACAGAUACUACAUCCUACGACCAGAAGUGAUCGAGAGCUACAUGUACAUGUGGAGACUGACACAUGACCCCAAGUAUCGAGAGUGGGGCUGGGAGGCGGUGGAGGCCCUGGAGCAGCACUGCAGAGUGGAUUCUGGUUUCUCUGGGAUCAGGGAUGUUUACACCACAACAGUCAGCCACGACAACAUGCAGCAGAGCUUCUUCCUCUCAGAGACGCUGAAGUAUCUGUACCUGCUCUUCUCUGAUGACGACCUCCUCCCUCUGGAAGACUGGGUGUUCAACACAGAAGCCCACCCGCUGCCCAUCAUCCGCACCAACUGCCUGCAGAACGAAGCCACACAGGACAAGACCCUCUGAAUCCGAACCCGACACUGAGACAGUCGCACAGUCACACAAAUAUCGCAAAGCAACACAGAGUCAAUGCAGGUCAAGAGUCUUUUCAGGAGCGUGUCACGGACUCUCGAUUCCUUUCCAGUAAAGGAUGUUGUCGUCUUACGCUGUGAUUGUAUAUCCUUUGGCCGGGGGGAGGGCUUGAGGGGAGGGGGGGGGGGGGUUACUUCCUGCUGGCACUUCUUUUUUGUGGACAAUCAAGACAAACAUGACUUUCAUGAAAAGAGCACCUUUUUUCUUUCCUUCUUUCCUCUGUGAGGAAACCAGUAUGACUUGCAGACCCAAAUGUACGGGAGGAGGGUUCGACUAUGGGCCAUAUUGUUAGAGAGAAACAUCUAGAAAACCACUUGAGUUUUGCUCUUUGAUUUUAAUGUUUUGUUAAUCUUGAGUGAUGAAUGAUUUCCUUAGAUCUCGUCAUGGCAUUUCUUUCCUUUGUGAGUUCACUCUUUGACCAAAGGUUUGUUUGCAUUUCUAUUUCCCUCUUUUUCACUAAUGUGUUUUGGUAAGAUGUGACCGAUAGUAAAAAUGGCAGAAUUUACCUAAGGGACUGAAUUGUAAUGAUUAUUAUUAAUGUAUAAACUAAAUGAAAUGUGAUUCCCGAAUCCACCUCCAAACUAAUGCUGAUGUCAUGUUUCUCGCUGAAACAAGCUUGAAUGAAUUUUUUUAAAGUUCGGAGGUGUCAGGAAAGUGGCAGUGUCUUAUGCAUCCAGGGACCUUUUUUUUUUUUUUUUUGUUUAACGAUAUUGGGUUAUAUUUCCUCUGUACGUCUGGAUUACUUUAUUUUCCAACAGGACAAUGCUUUCUCAACCUGCUCAGCCUUUCAGAUCCAAGUAUCAAAGGGGAGUUGUGUCAGCUCUGCGACCGUAAUCCAACCAUAUGAAAAAGAACGUGUAAUGAAAGAACCUUUUUUUUUUUUUUUGCUAGCCGCCUCCAAAUGGGUUUUCCUAUCUCUGUUGUAGUUUCUCCGGUUCACCCUGCCUUUACAUGUGAAUCCAUAUGGCUGCCAAUACUGAUGUUAAGAGCCGACUGAGGAGAAAGCGUUUUCACAUUCAUCACCGUUCUUUUAGUCACUGCUGUCCUGCACAGUUGUGGAGCGAAUGUGCUGUACAUACAGAUGAAGUGAUUGACCCCUGUAUGAGCUUGUCUUGACUUCAUUUAGCGGUUUAAUUCUCUUGUUUUUUUGUUUUUUUUUUCUUUCUUUUUUCUUUAUUUUAUAAAAUUCAGUGGUUAUUUUUUCUGGGUUCUUUUAUGAUUUGCUCCCCUCAGGUGUUUUCUGUAAAAAAAAAAAAAAAAACAAAAGCAAAAAAAACAACAAAAAAAAAACCUAAAAGUUCUGAUUUUAAGUCUAGUUAUU
Sphaeramia orbicularis (orbiculate cardinalfish) is the source of this 4496-nucleotide messenger RNA. Its product is annotated as mannosyl-oligosaccharide 1,2-alpha-mannosidase IA. Gene Ontology annotation, cellular component: Golgi membrane; extracellular exosome; endoplasmic reticulum. Gene Ontology annotation, molecular function: calcium ion binding; mannosyl-oligosaccharide 1,2-alpha-mannosidase activity. Gene Ontology annotation, biological process: mannose trimming involved in glycoprotein ERAD pathway; carbohydrate metabolic process. NCBI's taxonomy places the organism in Eukaryota, Metazoa, Chordata, Actinopteri, Kurtiformes, Apogonidae. The record is from RefSeq and is a predicted model, not a curated record. The transcript is spliced from 12 exons. The coding region runs from base 1208 to 3109 and encodes 633 amino acids.